Bolinopsis microptera is the source of this 4015-nucleotide messenger RNA. Its product is annotated as cytadherence high molecular weight protein 1-like. Bases 1 to 3216 code for a protein of 1071 amino acids. The transcript is spliced from 3 exons. Lineage: Eukaryota; Metazoa; Ctenophora; Tentaculata; Lobata; Bolinopsidae. The record is from RefSeq and is a predicted model, not a curated record.
AUGGCAAACGACCUUGCUCUAACUGACAUCAAGAUGGUAUUCAAGGAAAACGGGCAGAACAUUGGGGUGAUCUUCAGCCGAAAAUCUGCAGGGAAGAUCGUAAAUCAGAGUAUUGGAACUUGGUAUGACAACGCCGCCAAGAUCUACGACUUCUCCGAUGGAAAUCCGGACCAGGAGCAGUGCGCCUUCACCCAGAUGAUUUGGGAUAAAACCACGAGGAUCGGAGGGUGUCUCACCUGGUAUGGGAACAUUGGUUUUGUUGUUAUGAACUACUGGCCUCCAGGGAAUACCAGGGGUCAUUUCCUCAGAAACGUAUUCCCACGAGUGCUACCUGAAAAAGAGGGCGGGGUUGAGAGGGUUGUACUUGCCAAAGAUAAUUUCACGAGCUUUCUGAAAGUUGAUCAGAAAAAUGUUGAAAGUGAUCAAAAGAAAGAUAAAAUCGAAGCUAAGAUUGAGGUAACUCAGCCGGAAAAAGAAUUAAGUACAACAUCUCAAGCAGGUGAUGAUAUGUCCGAGAUUACAACAAAACCUGUGGUAGAAACUGUGGUAGAACCUGUGGUAGAACCUGUGAUAGAACCUGUGAUAGAACCUGUGAUAGAACCUGUGGUAGAAACUGUGGUAGAACCUGUGAUAGAACCUGUGAUAGAACCUGCAGUAGAACCUGUGAUAGAACCUGUGGUACAACCUGUGGUACAACCUGAAGCAGAACCUUUAGCAGAACUUUCAACAGGAAAUGCAGCAGAACCUGUUGGGAAGGAAGCUGAUGAAGAGAUUUAUGAAGUGAUGGGAAAUGUUGAGAAGGAAGCUGAUGAGGACAUUUAUGAAGUGAUGGGAAAUGUUGGGAAGGAAGCUGAUGAGGAGAUUUAUGAAGUGAUGGGAAAUGUUGGGAAGGAAGCUGAUGAUGAGAUUUAUGAAGUAAUGGGAAAUGUUGGGAAGGAAGCUGAUGAUGAGAUUUAUGAAGUGAUGGGAAAUGUUGGGAAGGAAGCUGAUGAUGAGAUUUAUGAAGUAAUGGGAAAUGUUGGGAAGGAUGCUGAUGAAGAGCUUUAUGAGGUGAUGGGAAAUGUUGGGAAGGAAGCUGAUGAUGAGAUUUAUGAAGUAAUGGGAAAUGUUGGGAAGGAUGCUGAUGAAGAGCUUUAUGAGGUGAUGGGAAAUGUUGGGAAGGAAGCUGAUGAAGAGAUUUAUGAAGUGAUGGGAAAUGUUGAGAAGGAAGCUGAUGAGGACAUUUAUGAAGUGAUGGGAAAUGUUGAGAAGGAAGCUGACGAAGAGAUUUAUGAAGUGAUGGGAAAUGAUGGGAAGGAAGCUGAGAUGGAAGAAUCAGACUACGAAUAUAUGAAAACAGGUAUUUCAGAGAGUAAGAAAGAUUCAGGGCUAGGAGAUUCUGCAGUAUCAUCUCAAUUGCUAGAGGAAAGUUACUCUCUUUCUCCUGAGGGUGACAACGCAGUGUUUGAAGAACCAAUUUACAUGGAUUUAAUGGAUCUGCAUCCAGAGGGUGAGUAUAUGGAACAUCAUCCGGCGAACGACAUGAAACCUGCCAAGAAACCAUAUUAUGCGAACGGGCAUGCUUCUAAAAACAUGUACGAAAACACAAACAAGUUUGAUCAUGAAUACCACAACAUGAAACGUAUGGAUAGCUACAAUGAUCACGACUAUGAAACCUUAUCUCGCCACCAAUCUUCGAAGAAGGAAGAAAUAGUUUACGAUACGCCUACUCCCAUUAUUUCAGGUGGCUUAUCGGGCGCUAUUUUCCUAUUUUCUGAACCACCACCAAUUGAAAGCAGUGAAACAGAACCUGCACCUGCACCCAAAUCUGCAGUAGAACCCGCACCAGAACCUGUUAAAGAACCUGCACCAGAACCUGUUAAAGAACCAGCAGUAGAACCUGUGGUAGAACCUGUGGUAGAACCUGUGGUAGAACCUGUGGUAGAACCUGUGGUAGAACCUGUGGUAGAACCUGUGGUAGAACCUGUGGUAGAACCUGUGGUAGAACCUGUGGUAGAACCUGUGGUAGAACCAGUAGCAGAAUCUGUGACGGAACCUGCAGCAGAGUCUGUUUCAGAACCUGCAGUAGAACCAGUAGCAAAAACUGUGACGGAACCUGUAGUAGAACCUGUAGUAGAACCUGUGGUAGAACCUGUGAUAGAACCAUUAGCAGAAUCUGUGACGGAACCUGCACCAGAACCUGCAGUAGAACCCGUGGUAGAACCAGUAGCAGAAUCUGUGGUAGAACCAGUAGCAGAAUCUGUGACGGAACCUGCACCAGAACCUGCAGUAGAAUCUGUGGUAGAACCAGUGGAAGAACCUGCCGAGUGUGUUUCAGAACCUGCACCAGAACCUGCAGUAGAACCAGUAGCAGAACCUGUGAUGGAACCAGUAGCAGAAUCUGUGACGGAACCUGCACCAGAACCUGCAGUAGAAUCUGUGGUAGAACCAGUUGAAGAACCUGUAGCAGAACCUGUGACGGAACCUGCAACCGAGUCUGUUUCAGAACUUGUGGUAGAACCUGCAGUAGAACCUGUGAUGGAACCUGUGAUAGAACCAGUAGCAGAAUCUGUGACGGAACCUGCACCAGAACCUGCAGUAGAACCCGUGGUAGAACCAGUAGCAGAAUCUGUGGUAGAACCAGUAGCAGAAUCUGUGACGGAACCUCCAGCCGAGUGUGUUUUAGAACCUGCACCAGAACCUGCAGUAGAACCAGUAGCAGAACCUGUGAUGGAACCAGUAGCAGAAUCUGUGACGGAACCUCCAGCCGAGUGUGUUUUAGAACCUGCACCAGAACCUGCAGUAGAACCAGUAGCAGAACCUGUGAUGGAACCAGUAGCAGAAUCUGUGACGGAACCUGCACCAGAACCUGCAGUAGAAUCUGUGGUAGAACCAGUGGAAGAACCUGUAGCAGAAACUGCAGUAGAACCUGUAGCAGAAACUGCGGUAGAAUCAGUAGCAGAACCUGUGGUAGUACCUGCACCAGAACCUGCAGUAGAACCUGUAGCAGAAUCUGUGACGGAACCUGCAGCAGAACCUGCAGUAGAACCUCUGGUAGAACUUGUGGUAGAACCUGUGGUAGAACCUGUAGCAGAAUCUGUGAUAGAACCUGCAGCCGAGUCUGUUUCAGAAGCUGUGGUAGAACCUGUGGUAGAACCAGUAGCAGAACCUGUGAAGGAACCUGCACCAGAACCUGUUUUAGAACCUGAAGUAGAACCUGUUACAAAGCUUGUAUGAGAACCUGUAGAAGACCUAUCCACAAACCUUCCAAGUUGGACAGAACCUAUUUCAUUAGAUAAUAGUGCUACAAAACCAAAAGAACCAAUCCAAAAUGGAAAUAGUAUUUUCCAUUUUUCCCUAGCAAUUUAACCUGUAGUAAACGUAGAGUUCUAACCGUUCAGAACAAUCUGAAGAAUGAAUGAAUAUUUUCAUCCGGAACCGAUAUUGCAUGUAAUUUAAUUUGUGACUUAAAUUUUUAGUAGAAAGGUCAUGUACGAACGCAUAAUUGCGAUGCUAUUGCUUUCUGCAUUUAAGUCGAGUCAUUGAUACGUCUUUGCUUUUUUAUCAAUUUUAACAUGGAUUUUAUCAACCAUACAGAAAUUUUGAAAAAUGCUUUUGUACUUGUAGGAACUAGGACUAGGAGACUAUGAAAUUUAUCGAUUAUGUUUAUUUGUAAAUGAACUCGAGUAUAUGAAUAAUCGACAAUUCCACAUUUAUGAAUGAAUGGCUGUCAUUAUGUAUAUAUGGAAUUUUCCGAUUGUAAUUUUGUAAUUUUAAGUUGUGGCAAGAAACUUGAAAGUAGACACUGGCCAUAACACUGAUGUGCAGAUUGUAAAAACUGAAUUGUGUACAUGCAACGGCCAUUGCGAUUUUAAACCACGUUUUGAUGAAAAUUCAGGAGUUCUGAUCGAUUUUGAUGCCUGAUAUCUUAUUCUUAUGUUAGUGUGUUCUUAGAUCUACUGUUAAUUGUUUGUAACUAUUAUGAUAUGCUAUUAGAAUUUGAAUUAUAUUUUACGUUUCGUUUUUAAUUAUGAAA